Molecule: messenger RNA, 1503 nt
Organism: Salvia splendens (bonfire salvia)
Lineage: Eukaryota; Viridiplantae; Streptophyta; Magnoliopsida; Lamiales; Lamiaceae
Product: endoglucanase 11
Exons: 5
Coding region: 1-1503 (500 amino acids)
Biological process (GO): carbohydrate metabolic process
Molecular function (GO): hydrolase activity, hydrolyzing O-glycosyl compounds
Source: RefSeq, a predicted model, not a curated record
AUGCCUAAAUACAACUCUUUAGUGGUGGUGAUUUUGAUCCUCACCACUCUCGCAUUUUCCGAAUCCUUCAACUAUGGGGACGCUCUAUCGAAGAGCCUCCUCUACUUUGAGGCGCAGCGCUCUGGCAGGCUCCCUCACACCCAGAGAGUGAAGUGGCGCGACAACUCUGGCCUCCUUGAUGGCCUCGAACAAGGGGUGGACUUGGUGGGAGGCUACUAUGAUGCCGGCGACAAUGUGAAGUUUGGGCUGCCAAUGGCCUACACAAUUACUCUGCUUUCAUGGAGUGUUGUUCAAUAUCGGGACGAAAUAGGUGGCGCGGGCGAGCUCGAUACUGCCCUUGAAGCCAUCAAAUGGGGGACUGAUUAUUUCAUCAAAGCUCAUCCUCAGCCUCAUGUUCUCUGGGCUCAAGUGGGUGAUGGUGAUACCGAUCACCUCUGUUGGCAGCGGCCGGAGGACAUGACGACAUCCCGGCGCGCGUACAAAGUGGACGAGGAGAACCCCGGCAGCGAGGUGGCAGCGGAGACGGCGGCGGCUAUGGCUGCAGCCUCCAUUGUGUUCAGUGAAACGAAGCCGCACUACUCCCGGCUUUUGUUGGAACACGCGAUUCAGUUGUUUGAGUUUGGUGAUAAAUUUAGAGGGAGAUAUGAUGAGAGCAUUCCAGUAGUGAAAGGGUACUAUCCAUCAGCGAGUGGGUACAAGGAUGAGCUGCUGUGGGCAGCAUUGUGGUUGUACAAAGCCACCAACAACCUCACUUAUUUUAACUAUGCCAUUCAAAAUGGGGACUCAUUUGGUGGAACCACAUGGGCCAUUGCUGAGUUCAGUUGGGAUGUUAAAUAUGCUGGCGUUCAAGCCAUUGCCGCCAUGUUACCAACGGAAGGGAAGAGUGAAGAAGCAAAGAAAAUCCUAAAGCAAUACCGAUCAAAGGCAGAAUUCUACAUAUGUGCCUGUUUGAACAAGAACAACUCGACAAACGUGAAGCGCAGCCCGGGCGGCCUACUCUACACCAGGCGGUGGAACAACUUGCAGUAUGUAUCGAACGGGCUGCUUGUGCUGACAGCCUACUCGGACCACCUCAGCUGGAUCAAUCAGAGCCUUGAGUGCGAGGGGGGUGUGGUAGGGUGGCAAGAGAUCCUGUCCUUUGUAAAGUCACAAACUGACUAUAUUCUGGGCGCGAACCCCAUGGGAGUGAGCUACUUGGUGGGAGUGGAGCCGUCGUACCCGAAGAGAGUGCACCACAGGGGAGCAUCGGCCGUGUCGUACAGAGAUAGCAAGGUUUUUGUUGGGUGCAUGCAGGGCUACUAUAACUGGCUCCUCCGCGAAGCUCCCAACCCUAAUGUACUGGUCGGGGCCCUUGUAGGGGGCCCCGAUCUAUACGAUCACUUUAGAGAUAGCAGAUUUAACUUUGCACAAACAGAAGCGUGCACCUACAACACCGCAUCUCUUGUUGGAGUUUUGGCCAAAUUGAAUGGACCUACUCCAAAUAAAUCCCUCUCUCACAAAUAG